GUGUUUUAAAGUUAUUAAUCUUCAUCGAGUUUCUACAAAAUUGUUCAAUACUGCAAGACUAAAAGUCGAUCGUUUGUCUAAACUUGCACCUUGUCUCAUCAUGAAUCCCAAAAUAAAGGAAAUAGUCAAUGACAUCACAAAACCAGAUGAAGACAACAGGUUGUAUAGAGGUAUCCAGUUUAAGAAUGGAUUGAAAGUUCUUUUAAUCAGUGAUUCAACAACAGACAAGUCAUCAGCUGCCCUUGAUGUUAAUAUAGGUAAUAUGUCUGAUCCUGAUGAGUUGCCUGGCUUGGCUCAUUUUUGUGAACACAUGUUAUUCCUAGGAACCAAGAAGUAUCCUGAAGAAAAUAACUACAACAAGUUUCUAAGUGAACAUGGUGGAUCGAGCAAUGCAUACACCUCCAGUGAAAACACAAAUUACUACUUUGAUGUCUCUCCUGAUCACUUAACAGGGGCUCUCGAUAGAUUUGCUCAAUUUUUUGUCUGCCCUCUCUUUACUGAAUCAGCCACAAGCCGAGAACUAAAUGCUGUCAAUUCAGAAAAUGAUAAAAAUAUCCAAAAUGAUAGUUGGCGCAUGCACCAGCUGGAAAAGUCAACGUUCAAUCCCAAACAUCCAUACUCUAAAUUUGGAACCGGCAAUAAGGAGACAUUGGACAUCAUACCUCGUCAGCUGGGAUUGAAUGUGAGGGAGGAACUGUUGAAGUUUCAUGGCAAGUUCUAUUCAUCCAACAUCAUGGCUCUGGCUGUUUUAGGAAAAGAGAGUUUGGAUGAAUUGACAACUUUGGUCACCUCGUUAUUUUCUGAUGUGGAGAACAAAAAUGUGACAGUGCCUGAGUGGUUGGAUCACCCGUUUGGAGCUGAACAAGCACAAACGAAAUUGACAGUGGUUCCUAUAAUGGACGUCAGAAGCUUGAAUAUAACAUGGCCCACUCCGGACCUUCAUCCUUACUACAAAUCCAACCCUGGACAUUACCUGGGUCACCUGAUUGGUCACGAGGGGCCUGGAAGUCUGCUGUCCGAGCUCAAAAAGAGAGGAUGGGUGAACACGCUGGCAGCUGGAGAGGGCGAGGGUGGCAAGGGCUUCAUGUUCUUCAGUGUUCAGGUCGAUCUUACUGAGGAUGGCAUUGAACAUGUUGAAGAUAUCGUAUCAUUGGUCUUCCAGUAUCUGAAGAUGCUAAAGAAGGAAGGAGUUAAGGAGUGGAUAUUCAGCGAAUGCCAGAAACUCAGCGCAAUGUCUUUCAGAUUUAAAGACAAGACAAAACCAAGUGAUUACACAAGCAAAUGUGCAUCUAAGAUGCAGAUCUUUCCACUGAAGGAAGUUUUGUCGGGGGGAUAUUUUUACGACCUCUUCAAACCUGAACUCAUCGACAUGGUCCUCGACAAGCUCUCCCCAGAGCAUCUAAGGUUAUGCGUUGUUGGGAAGAAGUUUGCCGGAACUACGAACGUGAAGGAAAAGUGGUAUGGCACUGAUUAUUCGAUAACUAAAAUACCGAAGGAUGUGAUCGAUGGUUGGCGGAACAUAGAGUUGAAUGAACGUUUCCUUCUUCCAGAGGUCAACGACUUUAUACCAACGAACUUUGAACUUUUACCUAUUACCCCUAAAUCCAUCCUGCUGCCCAGCAUCAUACACGAAAGUAACAUAUCUCGAAUAUGGUACUGCCAAGAUAGCAAGUUCAAGUUACCCAAGGCUUGCUUCACUGUCCAGAUAUUCAGUUCCUCUUCUUAUUCGGAUCCCCUGUCAGCCAAUCUGACCUUCAUGUAUGGACAGAUGUUGAAAGACAUUCUCAAUGAAUACCUCUAUGCUGCUGAACUUUCUGGAGUCAAGUACGAUCUCAACUGCAAUGCGUAUGGUCUACAGAUUUCUAUCGGAGGUUACAAUGAUAAGCAGCAAAACUUGCUGAGGAAGAUUGUUGAAAAGGGCUUACAAUUCGAUGUUAACAAGCAGCGAUUUGAUAUUCUUCUUGAAAAUUACGUGAGGGCUCUGAAAAAUUUUCGAGCCGAGCAGCCGCACCAGCACGCCAUCUACUACACAAGCCUGCUCAUAUCAGAACAACAGUGGACCAAGGAGGAGUUGCUGGAAGCUACUGAAGAAACCAAGUUUGAAAAGCUGCUGAAUUUUGUGCCUCAACUUUUUGGACAAGUCUUCCUUGAAGCUUUUGUUUAUGGCAAUGUCUCAAUAGAAAAAGCCAAGGUUAUGGUGGAUCUAAUUGAGCAGGCCCUGAUUGACACCUACAAGACCCGCCCUCUUUUACCCAGCCAACAGAGACGAUUCAGAGAAGUUCAACUGCCAGAUGGUGGAUGCUACCGGUACUGCAGGGAGAACGACGUGCACAAGAGUUCGUCACUGGAGAUAUACUACCAGUGCUGUCCGCAGGAGACCCACAGCAACAUGCUGCUCGAACUCUUCUGCCAGAUCAUUUCGGAACCGUGCUACGACAUUCUCAGGACACAGGAACAACUCGGUUACAUCGUGUUCAGUGGAGUGAGAAGACUGCACGGAGUGCAGGGUCUUCGAAUCAUCGUCCAAUCUGAUCGCUCACCUGCUUAUGUGGAGCAAAGGAUCGAACUGUUCAUGUUGAAGAUGAAGAAAUACAUUGAAGAAAUGACAGAGGAUAUCUUUCAGAAGCAUGUUAAUGCCGUGGCCACCAAACGUUUAGAAAAGCCCAAAAGGUUGGCUGCUCAAAACCAUCGAUAUUGGUCUGAAAUUUCAAAUCAGUUCUAUAACUUUCAAAGAGAUGAGGUCGAAGUAAGUCAUCUGAAGACCCUGACAAAGAAAGACAUCAUCAACUUCUAUGAGGAAAUGUUUGCCAGCGACGCUCCGAAGCGUCACAAGUUGUCAGUUCACGUCGUAUCAACGGCAUCUCCUUCCCUUUCUCCAACUGUGGACGCCAACGUUGAUUCAAGUCCUACAAAAUCGCCACUGUCGACCAAUGUUAUCACCAACGGUGACGAAACAGAUUCUAACAUCGAUAUUAAGUUCCAGCCGAUCGAAGAUGUGCAGUCAUUCAAAAGAAAUCUUGGACUCUUCCCGUUGCCUGUAUCCAACCUUACGAUGUACAAGUCCAAGCUCUGACCAUGCAGUCCAGUCAUAUCCAACGUGAAUGCUGCCGCUGCCCUGGCACCAGGAUGCAUUUAAAUAAAUAUAUGCAUGUACGAUUGAACUCCUUAGCACAUACGUAUCAGUAUCUAGGUUAUUGUAUUAGAUUUUAUCGGUUGUAAUUUUAUGUAUUCAAAUCAGUUGAACAAAAUAUAAUUUCUCAUUUUGUGGUCAAUCUAUUUAUAAAUUUUUUUAUUGGAAUAUACGAGAUUGGGGUGAAGCUGUCGAAGUAAUUUGACAGACAUGUUUUUAAUCAGGAAUAAUCACAUUUGUCCACAAUAUGUAGCAACUGAUUUUAAAUAUUCACAUCGGCUGUUUAACAAUUUUUGUUGUGGUCAUGACAAUCUUUUUAUUCCAAUGAGACUAUAUAACAUACUAGGUUGGUUACGAAUGUGUUAUAUUUAUUAACACACAUGAUUUUAUUUUGUGAAAAGGUUUAGUACAAUAAAAAUGCAUUAAAAUAA
Helobdella robusta is the source of this 3561-nucleotide messenger RNA. RefSeq lists its product as hypothetical. The transcript is spliced from 28 exons. Gene Ontology annotation, molecular function: metal ion binding; metalloendopeptidase activity. The record is from RefSeq and is a predicted model, not a curated record. NCBI's taxonomy places the organism in Eukaryota, Metazoa, Annelida, Clitellata, Rhynchobdellida, Glossiphoniidae. The coding region runs from base 101 to 3073 and encodes 990 amino acids. Gene Ontology annotation, biological process: peptide catabolic process. Gene Ontology annotation, cellular component: mitochondrion; cytosol.